Rangifer tarandus platyrhynchus (Svalbard reindeer) is the source of this 273-nucleotide messenger RNA. The record is from the annotation of a GenBank genome assembly. NCBI's taxonomy places the organism in Eukaryota, Metazoa, Chordata, Mammalia, Artiodactyla, Cervidae.
AUGGGCUGCUGCCAAGACAAGGACUUUCAGAUUUCGGAUGAGCAGGCCAAGGAGGCCGGGUCAGAAGGCACUGAUGCGGACUCGGGGGAGCAACGGGAUCGCAGGUCGAACGAAAGUCUUCUGAUCACUGUGCUGUGGCGGCGGCUAUCCAUGUUCAGCCGUCGGGGUUCCGCUCGGUCAACCAGGAGGCAGACAGUCCAGAAUCCAAAGCGGGCGAGUAGGAUCCAGGAGCGCGAUCAGGAGAUGAUCCAGGAGGAGCCGGAGAAGGGGUGA